Messenger RNA from Aspergillus tanneri, 1563 nucleotides. RefSeq lists its product as uncharacterized. The transcript has 2 exons. Gene Ontology annotation, molecular function: transcription cis-regulatory region binding; DNA-binding transcription factor activity. Gene Ontology annotation, biological process: positive regulation of transcription by RNA polymerase II. Gene Ontology annotation, cellular component: nucleus. Bases 1 to 1563 code for a protein of 520 amino acids. The record is from RefSeq and is a predicted model, not a curated record. NCBI's taxonomy places the organism in Eukaryota, Fungi, Ascomycota, Eurotiomycetes, Eurotiales, Aspergillaceae.
AUGCAGCAGAAUGAGACAUCAGCCGCGAGGGCAUUUCCUGAGAUGCUUACCGAGCAACCCAUAUUUUCGCUGACAGAGAUCUUUAAUUGUGACCGUUCCAUUUGGGAUAUUGGCACUCAAAAUUGUUGGCCGCAGAAAAUCCCUGACACGGAGAAAAGCUCGACCUUCGACCCCCCAGAAACCGCAGACUCAGAGUGGUCCAGCACUUCAGUAAAUGCUGCUGCAACCUGCAAUACAUUUUUGACCACCCCCCCAUUCCAGCUACAGUUUGACGGACAGGGUGGACAAACAGACGUGGGGGUGACCCCAGAAUCAGAUAGUUCUCUUAUAGAGUUCUUCAUUCAGUCAGUCAGGCCGCCAAUUCUAGCCGACAUUGAGGCUCAUAAGAAGUGGUUGACAAUGCGUCAUGCCAUCGUGGGGAUGGCAAGACAUUCCCCAAUAGUUCGGAGCGCAGUUUCUGCCUUUGCUACCCUACUUAUAUCUCGGCAAAAUAAUAACGCUGAUACUUGCGAGCAAAAUCAUUACCAAAAUGCUAUAGCGGGAGUUGCUGGUUUCGACAGUUCGGCGAUGGCAGAAUACAGCAAUGAUCGCGAACACGUCUUAGUGGCACUUUUCUUUCUGUGCUACAUCGACAUUUUGGAAAUAAGAAUGGAAAUGGCACAUUUAAAUCUCAAACGAGCCUACAAUAUCUUCCAAAGGGGACACAAAACGAGUUUUUCCUCCAUGGAGAGGCAACUCUUGCUCUGGAUCCGCCUUCUUGACGCGCGAGCCGUAAGUGCGGGGGGUGACGGACUCUUUCUUUUGGAGGACGUUGAAUCUCUCCUGGGGGACAGCUCCCCUGCAAAAUCUGAUUCCAUACCUGGUACUCCAGACGGACAGUCAGUUGGAGAAGAUGAUGUGGAGGACGUACUCUUUCAAGCCUUGUACCAGCCCGGUGUCAUAUUCUAUCAGAAAGUUCAGAGUUACAUGGGACAUAUAUCCAAGCUCGAUCCAUGGCACCGAUCUCGAGGAACGGUCGAGGACGAGAUUGAAGUUAUGAACAAGGGAGCCUCGAUUGCUGCAGGUCUGCGAUCAUUGUAUAACCAGCGUCCCAUACUUAUGGACCUGGCAGUGGCUGGGAGACUGGUCGAGCCGCACCUGUCAUCCUCCCUAGCCUGUGCAAUCACUCGCGCAUUUCGAACCUACCUGUUAAACUUCUAUGCCUGUAAAGUUCACCUCCAUCGAGUUGCCUACAAGACUCUCCCUCUCACAAAAGAAGUGGAAGAUGCAUUGAGUCAGAUCCGCAAGCUCGCACAGCAGAUAGUGGCUGACUUGGAGCCUUCAGACAACCCUCCGGUCACCAUACUUUGGCCCUUGCUAAUGCUUGGUGCGGAGGAGACUGAUGAAAGUGAGAGGCAAUGGAUCCGGGCACAGCUUCUUAGAAUGGAGAAUGUCGUUGGGAAUGCCGGCCGAACGACAAAGGUGCUAGAUAAGGUUCAAUCUUAUCAAGAUACUGCGAAAGUUAGAAUGGAUAUUCGGGCUGUCAUGCACUCGGAAUUUAACUUAUGCUUUGCGAUUGUCUAG